Molecule: messenger RNA, 1084 nt
Organism: Triplophysa dalaica
Lineage: Eukaryota; Metazoa; Chordata; Actinopteri; Cypriniformes; Nemacheilidae
Gene: gatad1
Product: GATA zinc finger domain containing 1
Exons: 5
Coding region: 214-942 (242 amino acids)
Biological process (GO): chromatin organization; regulation of DNA-templated transcription
Cellular component (GO): nucleus
Molecular function (GO): sequence-specific DNA binding
Source: RefSeq, a predicted model, not a curated record
CCCGGAAGUGAUUUGCCUGCGAAAACACAAGGGCCUAUCAUUCGUUGUUUUUAAAACGAAUGAUGCUUUUUCGCAAUUACAAUAAAUGAAUUGUAGCAUUUUUAUACAUUACUGUGGCUCAGUGUUGACCUCGCAAACCGAGUCUUUGCUCUCAAGUCCCCGUUGUAUACUUAAUAUACAACAUCGCUGGCAGGCUUCUUGUGUUCGGCAAACAUGCCUCUGGGUUUAAAACCAUGUUGUGCUGUCUGCAAGACCAAUUCUUCUUCUAUGUGGAAAAAGGGAAGCCAGGGAGAAAUUCUGUGCAACAACUGCACAGGUAAGAGUACAUCUAGUGGAGCAUCCGGAGCGUCGGUUUCAUCCGUUAUUCAGCAGAACAAUGGUGGAGGAAAACAGUCCAAACAGGAAAUCCACAGACGAUCUGCUCGGUUACGGAGCACCAAAUAUAAGGCACCAGCAUCCGAGAAAAAAGUGUCAACCAAAGGAAAGGGAAGACGACACAUUUUCAAAUUGAAAAAUCCUAUCAAAGCACCAGAAUCAGUGUCGACUAUCAUUACCUCAGAGUCCAUGUUUUACAAGGGCGUCUACUAUCAAAUAGGAGAUGUAAUUAAAGUAAUAGACGAGGAGGAUGGUAAACCGUAUUACGCUCAGAUUCGGGGUUUCGUCCAGGACCAGUACUGCGAGAAAAGUGCUGCAUUAACUUGGCUGAUCCCAACUCAAACCAGUCCCCGAGAUCAGUUCGAUCCAAGCACUUACAUUGUUGGUCCUGAAGAGGACUUGCCAAGAAAAAUGGAAUACCUGGAAUUUGUAUGUCAUGCCCCGUCGGAAUAUUUUAAAUCAAGGAGUUCCCCCUUUCCAACAAUACCAGUUCGUCCAGAGAAAGGCUAUAUUUGGACUCAUAUAGGACCAAAACCUGCUGUUGCCAUUAAAGAAACUGUAGGGUGAAUUUACCCUUCACAUUACUGUAUAUUCAGAGCGUUGAUGAACUGAUCAUUCUUUUAUUUACAAUAUUAAAAAAACACAACUGACAAUUAAAACACUUAUGCAACAUAAAAGUGAAAUGACCAGUAAAGAUUGAUUACAUCUA